AUGGGUAAGCCUCAAGAUCGUCGACAGCGCGAGACUCUGGCUCGCGAUGAUGAAAGAAGACGAAAUAUCGUGGGCACUGCACGUGAACUGAUUUACGACAAGAACUUAGCGGUCGGCAGUGCGCCAGUUGAACGUAUCCUUAAACCACAUUCAUGGGUGCCUACUUCGAACGCAUUCUCGGAUCGCCUUGGUCCCUUGGGGUUCAAUAUUUUCCGGGCGCUUGUUGUCGAUCUCUUACAUGAGUUCGAGAUCGGCGUCUGGAAGUCCCUUUUUACUCACUUGCUGCGCAUCAUUUUGGCGCAUGAUAAAUCUCUUAUCCAUGAAUUAGACCGGAGAUACAGACAAAUUCCAACGUUUGGCCAGGCGACCAUUCGAAAAUUCUCUGCCAACUCCUCAGAGAUGAAGCGGAUGGCGGCUCGCAAUUUCGAAGACUUACUCCAGUGUUCUAUCCCAGUCUUUGACUGCCUUCUUCCGGAACCGCACAACACGAUCGUCCUCAAGCUGCUAUUUACGAUGGCGCAUUGGCACGGGCUAGCCAAACUUCGGAUGCAUUCCGAUCUAACCCUUGACAUUAUGGACCUCGUCACUUCAGCAGUUGGGCAACAGUUCCGUGAAUUCAAAGCCAAGGUUUGCGCCGCUUACACCACCCGCGAACUUAAUCGGGAAGUCGAGUCUCGCACGCGACGCCAUGCAAGACAAGCAUCCAAACAAAAUGGUGCGCGCAAGGGCAAGCAAGGCGCUCUGAAUCAUGGGCAGCGCACGAAGGUUUUCAACUUUCAAACAUAUAAAUUCCACGCUCUAGGCGAUUAUGUAUCUACAAUUCGGCGGUAUGGCACGUCCGACUCGUACAGCAGUGAACCAGGUGAACUUGAACACCGGUCCCCUAAGGCCAGUUAUCGCCGCACAGAUCGCAAGUUCUUUGUGAGACAGUUGACUCGGAUUGAACGCCGCCAGACUCGUAUUCGUCGCGUGGGUGACAGGAUUGUCCAUCGCCCUCAUAUCGAAAUCACGGAGUUAGCGAGAAGCCCGGACGUUCAUCACCAUAUAGGCCUGACGCAAAAGCAUCCUAUACAUAUAGGAUCCUACUUGCGCCUUCAUGAAGGCGAUCCUGCUAUUAAGGUGCUCAUCGCGCCUAAGUCCACCUCGAUCGACUACUCAUCGUUCGGACAAGACUGUCCUUACUUUGAGAUUGUCAGUGACUUUGAAGACAUCCGUCUUAGAAGUCACGUGACACGCGCGUCUCUGAUAUCUGUCGACUCGACGUCGCCAGUCUCAGUCGCUACACCGGACCCUUCCGGUUACGUCACGAACGUUAGCGGACGACGCCCUUACGAUGUUCGUCGAGCCCAAGACGUCAUCAACCCGCGAACUUCCCACUGCAACAUUAUGGUCCUCCGCGCCGAAAACGAUAUGGGACCCCGAGGUCACAGAUUUAUUUAUGGCAAGGUACUAGGUAUUUAUCAUACUAAUGUAAUUUUCAUUGGAGUCGGUAUGAUCGACUAUACACCGAUUCGAAUGGAGUUUCUAUGGGUUCGGUGGUACGAGCCCAUAGAUCGGAUUUCUACCUGGGACACCUCAACCAUGGAUCGUGUUCGAUUUCCGCCUAUGGCCGAUGAACACUCGUUUGACUUUCUGGAUCCGACCGACGUCCUUAGGGGCUGUCAUAUCAUUCCUUCUUUUGCUCGCAAAAGGCGACGGCCUGAUGGAUCAGGUCUUUCAGCAUGCGCAGGAGAUAAGGAUGAUUGGUGCGCAUACUACGUUAACCGGUUCGUGGACCGCGAUAUGCUAAUGCGGUUCCACUUCGGUCUUGGAGUGGGGCAUACUUACUCGCACCACCGUACCUUACAAGCUGAAUCUCACGAUGAAUGCCUUGCGGGGUUUGAGCAUAAUGUUCAAGAUUUAGGAGAUGACGAGGAAGUUGAAAGUCACGAUGAAGACGAAGAGGAGGAUAAUUCCAAUUGUGAUCGGGACGAGCUCCCUGAGCAAGAGUUCGGCUCCAGCAGCGAAUCGCUGUCAUCCGAGUUUCACGAGAUGUACGAUAGUGACUUAGAAUUAGAUUACGAGAACUAA
This is a messenger RNA of Suillus fuscotomentosus, 2070 nucleotides long. RefSeq lists its product as uncharacterized. The coding region runs from base 1 to 2070 and encodes 689 amino acids. The record is from RefSeq and is a predicted model, not a curated record. Lineage: Eukaryota; Fungi; Basidiomycota; Agaricomycetes; Boletales; Suillaceae. The transcript has 7 exons.